Messenger RNA from Cladocopium goreaui, 5091 nucleotides. Lineage: Eukaryota; Dinophyceae; Suessiales; Symbiodiniaceae. The record is from the annotation of a GenBank genome assembly.
AUGGUCAGAGUGAUUGUCGCAGCGUUGGGCUCCAUCGAGAGAAAAUACUUCUGCCAUGUCGAGCCUAACUCUACCCUUGCUGCGGACCGCCGAGCUGGGUGCGCACCCCUCUUGUCGCAGCUGCCCACGGAUCAGCUGGGGCCUGCUGAACAACAUAGGGAGGCCGAUGUUGUAUCUGUCACCUUUGCCAUGAAAGGCCCCUUGCCGCAUGUGCGGGCGCCCACUCUCGGACAGGGAGAUUGGGGCAGGCUGAGCCGUCACUGGCUGCAGCGCAGCUGGUGGCCGCUGUGUCGCUCCUCAUGGGGCGCUACAGCUUGGUCGGGAACGCCUGGCAGCGGCGAUGAUCCAGCGAGUGAUUUGAGCGUCGGCCUCUGGCGGAGCGAUCUCGGAACCAAAGGCUGUCAACCCCUGCGGGUGAGCCUGCUGAGACAAGCCGACGAUCCCACUCCGCUGGUGGAGUCCAAAAUGACCGAGGAGGAGAGUUCCGUGGUGACGCCUCUCUCAUCCUUUGCCUCGGGCGAAUGCCUGAUCCAACGCAUCCAGAACGAGGUGCUUCUUCUCAAGGACAGCAAAUUGCUUCUCUCAGAGACGGCUCUGCGAAAGUUGGACCUCAGAUCCAAGAAUGAGGCCUGGUCCAGCGGUCGGCUACGGCUCUGUCGAUCCAUGGAGAUCUUCUUGGUGCUCGGCAAAACGGCGACCCCAUCAAGCAGCUGCCCGCAGGCAGCAGUGACGGUGCUGUGCUCACGAUGGCCCCCUCGAGCGAACACGGUGCCCAAACUUGAGAUGCGCUGCUCCCGUGGCCUCUUUUCGCCUGAUACCAUUGCCAGGAUGCUCAGACAUCUCACAACGCUCAUGGAUGCGUUGUCAAGGUCGCCAGAAGCAGCUUUGUGCAAACUGCCGUUGCAGCUGCCACACUCGGCAGAUGAGAGCGAAGUGUGCCAGUGGUCGGAUGCGUACAGCCCCUUAGCACGAGUUGUGAUGGUUCAUCUCGCUAUGCUCCUGGGGCAGAAGAUCAUUUCUCCCCAGAUAUCUCCAUGUGUUCCAUGUGCCCUGGCGGUGGCAGGCUUGACGAUCGAAGCCUCGGCCAACGCCUUUCCCAACGACUUGGCGCUGUUGGACGAUGGCUCCGGGACGACCUACACCUAUCAGGAAGUUCUGAAGAUGUCGAGUUCACUGGCAGUGGCGCUGCGGCAAGCGGGAGUUCUCCAGGAUACGCUCGUUCCUUUGAUGGCUUCCCGUGGAGUGGAAAUGAUUCUAGGCAUCCUUGGCAUCAUGCGAACUGGAAGCGGUUAUGUGCCUCUGGACCUUCACUGGCCAGAUGAUCGGCUCGCAGAUGUCCUACAACAGUGCCGGAGCAAGGUGUUGCUGGCCACCUCUGAUUGUCACACCAAGAUGUCCUCAAUCGCCCGCAAAAUCCCCGGAGUGACCACUGUGCUGGAUGUGAAGAGCCACCUGGAUGAUGGACAUCUGUCAGAUCAGGGCGCUGGCCAUACCUUGGCGUACUGUUUCUUCACCUCGGGCACCACUGGAAAGCCCAAGGGCGUCAUGGUGGAGAAUAAGGGCUUGGUGCACCGUAUCCAUUGGUUUCAGCAACGCUGGCCUCUGCGUCCCGGUGAAGGGGUCGUCUCCAAGGUGGCCUAUACCUUUGGCCUAUCUGAAUGGGAGAUCUUUUGGCCGCUGGUAGCGGGGGCCACUUUGAUUCUGGCACCCCCAGGUGGAGAGAAGGAUGCCGAAUACCUGCUGCGGAGGGCAUGCAAUGCCUACAUCCCACCGCAGCCACAGGAGCGGCUACUGCCAGGGAAGGGACCAGCACCAGACUGUGUACACUACGUGGCCGCGCACGUUUUCGUGCCGUCAAUGCUGCACAUGGUCUUCGACAAGUAUGAUGAGUUGGAGGAGGAAGAUAUGCAACGCAAAGCGGGUGAGAACCAUGCAGACGGAAUGUGGUGGCAUCAUUCCAAAGCUCGCGAGAUCGUCACCUGUGGUGAGGCCUUGAAUCCUCCAUUGGCACAGAAGAUGUUUUCCCGCUUCCACCACUGCACCCUGACCAACUUGUAUGGGCCUACUGAGGGAGAGAUGACCUACUGGGACCUUCCGCCCGGUCGCUCCAUCCCGCGGGUCUCUGCGGGCGCGCCCAUGCACGGCUCCAAGGUGGUACUGGCGGACUUGCGCGAAGCCAAAGCAGCGGCGAGCCUGGAACCGGCCGAAAUCGCCUUCGGGGGGCCCUUCAUCGCCCGUGGCUACCUGGGCAGGCCAGAUCUGGAUGCCAAAGCCUUCAUUCCUGACUUCACUGUGAAGGAAAAGUUCGAAAGCAACUCAGGAACAACGGUUGAGAGCACACCCAUCAACAACUUCAGCGAGGACCAGGAGCCUGCGGAGAGUCCGACGCUGAAAUCCUGGAAGAGGCUUUACAUGACAGGCGAUCUGGGACGUUGGAGAGAGGGUGGUGUGAUUGAUCUGCUUGGCCGCAAAGACUUUCAGGUGAAGCUCCGCGGCUUCCGCAUCGAGCUGGGCGAGAUUGAGGCGGCCUGCCGCGCGGCCGGCGCCCGCGCCGCGGUCUGCGUCUUGCGGAAGAGCAGCAACGGAACGCAGGGCUUGGUGGCCUAUUACGAGCCAGGUCCUGAACAGGAGGUGCACGAAGCAACCGUCAAAGUCUCCUGUCAGAAAUCCCUGCCUCCCUACAUGCAGCCGCAAGUGAUUGUCCGCUUAGAGAGACUGCCGCGCAACAGCAACGGCAAAAUUGAUAGAUCAAAGCUACCAGAGCCCCCCAGCCUGACGCUGUCUGCAAGCACCGGGCCAAAGAGUGACGCACCAGAGACGGAGGUGCAGAAAACCACUGCCGCUGCCAUUGCAGAAGUUCUGGGUCUUCCGGUCAGCAAUGUCUACCUGGAUUCCGACUUCCAAGAACUCGGCGGCAAUAGCCUCCUGAUGGGUCGCGCUUCAUCGGCCAUCAAGAAAGCCUUCAGCUUGACCACCUUCAAGGGCACGGCCAUGUACCAACUCGGCACCGUUCGACGUAUUGCUGCGGCAGUAGAAACCAUGCUGGCGCAGAAGCCCAGCGAUGGUGUGCCGGAGGAAAGUCCCAUAGGACACAGUUUGUCCAUGGCGCAGCUGCCGAGAAGGACUCAAUGUAGUUCCACGUCCUUCUCAUCCAUUUGCAUCCAAGGAAUAAGUGUAUUUUGCCUUAACUUCCUUUUCCAGAGCCAGGCUUGGUCGCCUAUCUGGUGGGCAGCAUGGUUUAUUUUUGAGUAUUAUGGCAGAACGGCUCUUUUCAUCUACUUGCCGUUCGCAGCGUUCUUGGAUAUUGUUGUGAUGUUCAGUUUCGUCGUGCUGCUGAAAUGGCUCAUCCUUGGAAGGGUCAAGCCAGGCACCAUCGAGCUGUGGUCUGCAGAAUACUAUCGCUGGUGGUUCGUAAACACCUUGCUGAGACACUCCAUGGCUCAAGCGAUGCCACUCAUUGCAGACACCUCUGUGGCGAACUUUCUGCUUCGGGCCUUGGGUGCGAAGAUCGGCGAAGGCGCCAAGAUCAGCGUCUUCAACCUGCAUGACCCUGACCUGUUAGAUGUGGGAGCGAAUGCGACCAUUGGUAAAAGAGCAAAGCUGGCGACCAGUUCGGUUCUUCAUGGAAAGGUUCACCUGGGUGUCAUUCGAAUAGGUCACUCCGCUGCCGUGGGGCCUACCGCGGUCCUGUCCCAGAACACAGUGGUUCCAGAACGAAAGGCCGUCGUGCCCCUUUCCACGAUGCCAGGAUGGCACGGCCCCGUGGGGUCGGUGGCGUUUCACGACGUACAGCCACCGCGAGCUGAUGAGAAGUUCCAUCGGAGGCAGAAUUUGCUGCGGGUGGUCUUCGGUCUGCCAGUGGUGUUGAUGACGGAGGUCCUUCCGUACUAUGCCACGUACUAUGUGCUGGUUUGGUCCUACGACGGUCUCUAUGAUGAUGACCCAGUGACCGCCUUUGCCAUUUGGAGUGUCUUGCUGGCAUGGAUCUAUGCCCAUCCCAUGUGGUUCUUCCGGAUGAUCGUCGUGAUUCUGCAAAAGUGGUUACUCAUAGGCGAUUUCCGGAAACAGAGAAAUGAUGAGCUGAGCCACUGGAAUGAGUGGAAGCACUGGGUGCAUGGCCGGGCAGUGGAAUCCCAUGACUUUGAGGAGCUGUGUACCAUGUUCACAAACACAGAGUUCCUGUCCUACAUCUAUCGUGCGCUGGGCACCAAAAUUGGAAGACGUGUGCAGAUCGAUCAGCUCCAUUUCAUCGAGAAUGACUGCGUAGAUAUUGAUGACUAUGUGGUCUUUGGCAGUGAAGUCAUGCUGUGCACCGACAUGCACGCGCCCUGGGUGCCCUUGGAGUAUAGCAAGAAGAUGGAGAAGAAGCGAGGACCAAAGCAACGCUUCGCAGACAUCCGACUCUGCCACGCCGCCAAUGUGUUGGACCACUGUACGCUGCUUCCGGGUGUCACCGUGGCAGAACGUGCAGUGCUCGGAACCUGCACGCUGGCACCUGCAGGGAGUUACUAUCCUCCGUUGGCCAUUCACUCUGGAAGUCAACGAGGCCGCUCAAUGCACUUGCGAGACUACUUCGCGUCUCCGGCCAUGAGGGAAUUGGAGGAUAAGACGAUGCAGGAUCUGGACAAUCCACUUACCUGGUGGAGGUUCAAUUUCAUGAUCCUUUUGGUCAUCCUGUGCGCGAAUCCCCUCCCGGAGGCCGCCUGGGUGGCGACCUACUUUGGCGUGACAUCAGUUUGGGACUUUGAGUCGGAUGGUGUUUUGGCCUUGCUGAUCGUCACUCCAUUUGUUUACAAUUUCAUCGAACUUGUUCUGCUCCUCUCAAACAUUGCGCUGAAAUGGAUCAUCAUUGGCAAAUACAAGGCUGGAGAAUAUCAAUUCUUUGGUUCUUAUCAUACACGCUGGAUGAUCAUCAUGAUUUGCGGAUCAGGCAUCAGCGCUCUGCAAGAAUGUCUCCAUGGCACCAUCUUCGAGGUCUGGGUGGCUCGCGCAUGUGGCUCGAAGAUCGGAAAGGACCGUUCCGUUUCGGGAGGUGAUGGGAUUUCAGGGGAUCUACCCGGUAGCAGUUUAAGUGGAAAGUGGCCCAUGUAA